Sphenostylis stenocarpa is the source of this 1890-nucleotide messenger RNA. NCBI's taxonomy places the organism in Eukaryota, Viridiplantae, Streptophyta, Magnoliopsida, Fabales, Fabaceae. The record is from the annotation of a GenBank genome assembly.
AUGAUAACAUGGAAAGACCUGUACACGGUGCUCACGGCAGUCGUGCCUCUGUACGUGGCCAUGAUCCUCGCCUACGGUUCCGUGCGCUGGUGGAAGAUCUUCUCGCCGGACCAGUGCUCCGGCAUAAACCGCUUCGUCGCGAUCUUCGCCGUGCCCCUCCUCUCCUUCCACUUCAUCUCCACCAACAACCCCUACGCCAUGAACUUCCGCUUCAUCGCCGCCGACACCCUUCAGAAAAUCAUCAUGCUCUUUGCCCUAGCGCUCUGGACCAACCUCACCAAAACCGGUUCGCUCGAGUGGAUGAUCACCAUCUUCUCCCUCUCCACGCUCCCCAACACGCUCGUCAUGGGCAUCCCCCUCCUCAUCGCCAUGUACGGUGACUACUCCGGCUCCCUCAUGGUUCAGGUCGUCGUCCUUCAGUGCAUCAUCUGGUACACCCUUCUCCUCUUCCUCUUCGAAUACCGCGCCGCCAAAAUCCUCAUCAUGGAACAGUUCCCCGAAACCGCCGCCUCCAUCGUCUCCUUCAAGGUCGACUCCGACGUCGUUUCGCUCGACGGGAGGGACUUUCUCGAAACAGACGCGGAGGUCGGCGACGACGGCGAGCUCCACGUCACCGUGAGGAAAUCCAACGCCUCGCGACGGUCCUUUAUGAUGACGCCGCGGCCCUCCAACCUCACCGGCGCGGAAAUUUACAGCCUCAGCUCCUCGCAUAAUCCCACGCCACGUGGCUCCAACUUCAACCACGCCGAUUUCUUCUCCAUGAUGGGGUACCAGCCGCGCCACUCCAAUUUUACCUCCAAUGAUUUGUUCUCUUCCCGUGGACCCACGCCGCGACCUUCCAAUUUCGAAGAAACCUCUAUGCCUCAGCCGGUCACGGUCGCUUCUCCCCGCUUCGGGUUCUACCCGACCCAGACCGUGCCCGCUUCGUACCCGCCGCCGAACCCGGAGUUCUCCUCCGCUCCUACUAAACCUACCGUUACCAAGAACCAGCAGACUCCUACAAAGGGUGCCCACGAUGCGAAAGAGCUCCACAUGUUUGUGUGGAGCUCCAGCGCGUCGCCGGUGUCGGAAAACGCCGCGCUUAACGUGUUCGGGGGCACCGACCUCGGAACCUCCGAACAACCUGACCAGGGUGCCAAGGAGAUUAGGAUGUUGGUGGCUGAUAAUGCGCACAUACAAAAUGGGGAAGUAAACAACAAAGGUGGUUUGGAGGCGGGACUUGGAGCGGAAGAGUUCAAGUUUCCGGUGAACGGCGGAGAACAGGUGGAGGAAGAGAAAGAGAAAGAGGGGUUGAAUGGGGUGGACAAGUUGGGGUCGAGCUCCACGGCGGAGCUCCAGCAGAAAGUUGGCGGAGGAGGGGAAUCAUCGGGCGGCGGAAAGCACAUGCCUCCGGCGAGUGUGAUGACUCGUCUGAUACUAAUCAUGGUGUGGAGGAAGCUUAUCCGCAACCCGAACACGUACUCCAGCCUCAUUGGUGUGGUAUGGUCCCUGGUUGCCUUCAGGUGGCACGUGCACAUGCCCAAAAUAAUAGAGAAAUCAAUUUCCAUACUGUCUGACGCUGGUCUUGGAAUGGCUAUGUUCAGCUUAGGUCUGUUUAUGGCACUUCAACCAAAGAUAAUAGCAUGUGGGAACUCUGUGGCUACAUUUGCAAUGGCUGUUAGAUUCCUCACUGGUCCUGCUGUUAUGGCUGCAGCUUCCAUCGCAGUUGGUCUCCGUGGCACUCUCUUACACGUAGCUAUUGUUCAGGCUGCACUUCCUCAAGGGAUUGUUCCAUUUGUGUUUGCUAAGGAGUACAAUGUUCAUCCAGCCAUUCUUAGCACAGCGGUUAUAUUUGGGAUGUUGAUAGCCCUGCCUAUCACUCUGGUCUACUACAUUCUCCUUGGUUUAUAA